Messenger RNA from Epithele typhae, 744 nucleotides. RefSeq lists its product as uncharacterized. The record is from RefSeq and is a predicted model, not a curated record. Lineage: Eukaryota; Fungi; Basidiomycota; Agaricomycetes; Polyporales; Epitheliaceae. The transcript is spliced from 2 exons. The coding region runs from base 1 to 744 and encodes 247 amino acids.
AUGGAUGACACCGGAGAAGCCCCAGACAGCGAGCACGGCCGCCGAACGGUGAACCUGCAAAAAUACACCAGCGUCGCGGACGCGGGCGUACACCGACCCACGGCGAAAACGCACCACCCGCCCGCGCCCGCGCCCACGCCCGAGUCCCUCCAAUAUUCGAGACCCGCUGCGCGCCGCGGCUCAGUGCGCGACGCGGCCCGCAAGGCUGCCGUCGACACGCACGACACGCACGACCGCGACCCCCUCCUCCUCCGCCCCGCGGCCCCGUCUGCGAGCCGGCGGCCCCCCAGCGCCCGCCUGGACACGCUCUCCCCCCCGCCGACGCACCUGCGCUCUCGGAGGGCGAUGAGCAUUCAACGUCCGAAACCGCCGGCAGUGGCGGACGAUCGCGGCCAAGACGCUGCCGCCCAUGGGUCCUCGGCGCGCGCACGCGCUCAGCGACGGUCUGCGUCGCCGGUGUCGGUGCCGAUGCCGAUGCCGGUGCGGGCGCGCACGCCGGGGGAGACCCGGGGGGACGCCGUCAUGCGCAUGUGCAGGGAGUUCGGGAUCCCCGCGGAGAAGGCGCCGGUGCUCAGGAGACUGGGGCUCUCGGACGAGCGGGUGCGGAGAGGGCAGUGGCUGGGGAAGCUGCGGGAGGACUUUCAGAAGGAGUUCGCGGCGGUGAUGGUGGGCAACGGGAUCAGCGAACUUGAUGCUUUUAUGGUGCUUUCGAGCGGCGCGGAGGCGAGACCUGGUACGGAGUAG